AUGUUAGAUUACUAUCCACAUCCCCAACUACCUGCCAUUUACGCAGCCCUCUACCCGUACAGAAACCGGACGAAUUGGAGCUCAAAAAAGGAUAACGCUACCAAGGGGGCCUGCCGGCAGCAAAAGUCCGGAGCAUUCUCGGUUAACGUGCAAAAAGAUAACGAAAGCGGUGGAGCAAACAGCAACAGCAGCAUCCGAAUCAAUCCGGGAUGUAUGUCGAAUCCGUGUGGAAGGAAAUCGCUUCAGAUAGAAACAGUGCUGCCACGGCCGGAGGCAAUCCAUCUCAAGCUGCUGUGUAGCCUGUCAAGAACUGCUGGUUCCGAUGCUUUAUCCAAAACCGCUGGUCAGAAUCAAUCCAUCGAUGAUCCGAUUCAAUCCACCAGUGGUCCAAGUCAAUCCGUUACUCCACAAUCAACUUCACAAUCUGACUAUCAUCAUGCAGGCGGCUCCCACUCAGAUGGUUCAAAUCAAUCUGCUGCGCCACCAUCGACAGUUGGUCUGAGUCAAUCCGAAUCUGGCCCAAGUCUAGCCACCGAUAGCCCGACAAUUGUCAAUACCGCUGGUCCGAGUUCAAGUCGCUCCAUCGCUCACGAUUACGUACCACGUUCACGAACAAUAAUGGAGCCCACCAAGGAUACAGUCGACAGUGGCCGCUAUGCAUGGGGUGGCAAUACUGGAAAUCAUGGCAACAAAUACGAAGAAGAUUUAGCAUUUGCGCUAUUUGAGCGAGCAUCUUUGCGGAAAUCUGAAUUCAAACUUGCCUCAGAAAUGAAGGACGCUGGAAAAUUCGAUGAUGUGGUCAUAAUUUUCGAAGAACCGAAGGAAGUGUGGUUGUUCCAAGCCAAACACAACGACAGCUCAGAUGGUUCAAAACCAAUAUCGUUCAACAAUUUGUUUCCAAAGACGCGUAAGGAAAAUUAUGAUUUUGCUAUUAUCAAGUACAUACAGUCCUAUUUAGACGUUAUUCAAAAAGAUGAGUUCAAGGGGUUGAAGAUGCGAUUUUUUAUCCUAACCAAUAAAUCAUUAGACGAUAGCAAUAGUCAGCUAAGAGAGUUGGUGGACAUCGAGGUCUGUGAACAAAGUGAAGUGAACCCAAUAAUGAAGUUUGCUGAAUCGGACGAUUGCUACAAAAGAUUCAGACCAAAAAAGGAUAAAAUUAAAGAUUUACUGAAGUUGAUGAACACCGAACUACAUGCCAUUAGGGAUGCGAUCAUUGAACUCUUCAAAAGUGGAAAAGUUUCGGACUUACUAAUCAACUACAAAACACCGUUGCAGAAGAUCCUGGAAGUUUCAAAUGAAAAUCUAAAGGUCAAAGAUGUUGUCUCAACCAGAAAGGAUGAUUGGUUGUGCAAUGAGCUACUAAAGGAGAUUGGUGAAAAAAAAACAGCGAAAAAUCCAGUGAUUCAAUCAUUUAUGAAAGAUAAAUCUAGGAACACCCAACUACCAAGGUAUUUAACUGAAGAUAGCGUGAGCAAGUUCUUUCAGCAUCUAACUUUCUGUGUAAACCAACCAAGUGAUCUAAUAAGAACGAUUGACAAUGAUCUUCGCUCAUGGAUGAGAGAUUGGAUUCCACCGGACCAUCUUGGCAAAGUACAAUUAAAACUACCUUUCAAUAAAUUUGAUGAAUGUUUUAAAAAGUGGAUCAAUUCUAAAUGUUACAAGGAUACAACAAACAAUAAGCCAGAAAAGAGUUACUUAUCAUAUAAAGAGGGAAGUUCUUGUGUCGAAGAAAUAACGAGGGAACUGAGUGAUAAUUUUUCACAACGUAAAUAUGUUGGAAGCUCGUACAUAGAAAGAAAAUUAAUUGAUAAUAAUCUUAUUGCUAGUGACCAUGAUUUCAUCAAUCGAUUAAUAGACGACCAAGCAGAAAACAAAUUUUCUCUCUUCAUCGGAGAGCCUGGUAUGGGAAAAACAACUAUCCUCCAAUACAUUGCCUUCGAAGUUCAAAAGAAAUCCGAUAUUGAUGUGUUCUUGAUAUAUUUGAAUAACUUAAAGGAAACGCUCAAAUCAGGCUGUGAAAACUUAGAAGCGGUUUUCAAAAUUCUGCGAUCAGUUCUUUCGGAAUCAAGCAGGACAAUUUUGAAAAACAAUCUAGAAAGCAACGCAAAUCGAACUCUAAUCAUGUUUGAUGGGUUCGAUGAGAUCACUUUUCAUAACGAGGCAAUCGCCGUAAUUAGGCAAUUAUUGUCAAAGGAGAAUAUUCGAGUGAUUGUAAGUGGUAGAUAUCAUGUCAAAGAUAUUCUUGAAACAGAAUUUAGAGCAAGGGCAAUCAGAUUGAUUCCAUUUGAAAACGAUGAACAAAUAAUGGUUUUGAAAAAUUCAUGGGAAGCUUCCGAUGAUUCAAUGGAAUUUGAAAUUUUUUCAACUCAAUUGCUCGAAAAAUUCUACUCGGACAUAAAUAGUGAUGAGUCUGAAUUCUUUGGUAUUCCGCUUAUAAUUCGAUUGUUGGCGGAGGUAUAUUCUGAUGAUUUCCAACAAUAUUUAAAUACUGAUCCAGAUAAACGUGCACCAGAUAUUUUCCCGAAAGAAAAAUUUAAUGUUCUCUCAUUGUUUAAAAAGUUUGUAGAAUUUUCGUUUCAAAUCAAAUGGAAGAAAAAAAGAGACCAAGAUCCUUACCGAAAUAUCGACAUAUCAAGUGAUGACGAAGAGCGCCGUCAAUUGAAAUACUUUACUAUGGAGCAUCAAAUGGCUGCUUGGCACGAGAUUUAUGUGUCAGAUUAUGAAUCAACUAUAUCAACUUCUCAGUUUCAUGAUAUAAUCGCAUCAGGUGAAACAAUCGCAUCGGGUAAACACGAAAAACUUUACAACCAACUGCAAACACGAAUCAAAGACGGAAAAGAGCACUCUCCUCUAUUUAAUAUUUCCGAAGGCAAUCUCAGAUUCGUACACCGAUCCUAUGCCGAAUUUUUUGUUGCAACGUAUCUAUAUGAACAUAUCCAAAAAUGCAAGGAAAUUUUGUACGAAACACUUCUUAAUCAUGCAACAGUUCGAAGAUUUUUCUUUAUGCUAACUGAAGAACAAUUUUCAGAACAAUCAGAGCAAAUGAUUGCUCUGAGCGAUAUUUGUAAAGAUUCACCUGCGGUUGCAUUCUGGGCAUGUAAAGCAAAUUUUUUAAAAGUAGUGAAGGGGCUACUACAAAGGAAAGACUACAAAACUGAAACAUACGAAAGACACGGAUCAUUAUUACACACUGCGACGCAUGCUGGUCAUUGUGAGAUGGUUUCAUUUCUACUUGAUUAUGGCAUAGAUGCGAAUUUGAUGGCCAUGUUUGCUGCACCAUUGUUUGCAAAAAAUAGAAGUUCGCUGCACAUUGCUAGUGCCAAGGGGAAUCUAGAUAUUUUUAAACUUCUCCUCGAUCGAUCUGCCAACGUGGAUCUUCAGGAUGAAGAAAAAAAAACACCUCUCCACUAUGCAAGUGAAAGGGGGCUUUUAGAAAUAGUUAAACUUCUCCUCGAUCGAUCUGCCAACGUGGAUCUUCAGGAUGAAAGAAAAGGAACACCUCUCCACUAUGCAAGUCAAAAUGGGCAUCUAGAUAUUGUUAAACUUCUCCUCGAUCGAUCUGCCAACGUGGAUCAUCAGGAUAAAAAUAAUAAAACACCUCUCCACUAUGCAAGUAAAAAUGGGGAUCUAGAUAUUUUUAAACUUCUCCUCGAUCGAUCUGCCAACGUAGAUCAUCAGGAUGAAAAAAAAAGGACACCUCUCCACUAUGCAAGUCAAAAUGGGAAUCUAGAAAUGGUUAAACUUCUCCUCGAACGAUCUGCCUACGUAGAUAUUCAGGAUAACAAAAAUAGAACACCUCUCUACAUGGUAGUUAUUAAGCAUAAUGAAGAAAUAAACGAUUUCCCCUGCGAGGAUGAAAGUUACGAAACACCGCUCCAUCAUGCAAGUGAACGGGAGUAUCUAAAAAUUGCAAAACUUCUCCUCGAACGAUGUGCCAAUGCUGAUCAUCAGAAUUAUAUAGAUGAAUCACUUCUCAAUCUUGCUACUCAAGCGGACAAUCUAGAAAUGGUUAAACUUCUCCUCGAUCGAUCUGCCAACGUGGAUCUUCAGGAUGAAGAAAAAAGAACACCUCUCCAUUAUGCAAGUGAAAGAAGGUAUCUAGAUAUUGUUACACUUCUCCUCGAUCGAUCUGCCAACGUGGAUCAAGAGGAUAGUUAUGGCCAAACACCUCUCGAUUGUGCAAUUGAAAGGGGGUAUCUAGAUAUUGUUACACUUCUCCUCGAUCGAUCUGCCAACGCGCAUCAUCAGGAUGAAGAAAAAAGAACACCUCUCCACUACGCAAGUAAAAAUGGGCAUCUAGAUAUUGUUAAACUUCUCCUCGAUCGAUCUGCCAUCGUGGAUCAUCAGGAUAAAUAUAAUAAAACACCUCUCCACUAUGCAUGUGAAUGGGGUCAUCUAGAAAUAUUUAAACUUCUCCUCGAUCGAUCUGCCAACGUGCAUCAUCAGGAUAUAUAUAAUAAAACACCUCUCCACUAUGCAUGUGAAAGGGGUCAUCUAGAAAUCUUUAAACUUCUCCUCGAUCGAUCUGCCAACGUGCAUCAUCAGGAUGAAGAAAAAAGAACACCUCUCCACUACGCAAGUGAAAAUGGGCAUCUAGAUAUUGUUAAACUUCUCCUCGAUCGAUCUGCCAUCGUGGAUCAUCAGGAUAAAUAUAAUAAAACACCUCUCCACUAUGCAUGUGAAUGGGGUCAUCUAGAAAUAUUUAAACUUCUCCUCGAUCGAUCUGCCAACGUGCAUCAUCAGGAUAUAUAUAAUAAAACACCUCUCCACUAUGCAAGUAAAAGGGGUCAUCUAGAAAUGUUUAAACUUCUCCUCGAUCGAUCUGCCAACGCGCAUCAUCAGGAUGAAGAAAAAAGAACACCUCUCCACUACGCAAGUGAAAAUGGGCAUUUAGAUAUUGUUAAACUUCUCCUCGAUCGAUCUGCCAUCGUGGAUCAUCAGGAUAAAUAUAAUAAAACACCUCUCCACUAUGCAAGUUACUCGAAGAAGCUAGAAAUGGUUAAAUUUCUCCUCGAUCGAUCUGCCAACGUGGAUCAUCAGGAUAAAUAUAAUAAAACACCUCUCCACUAUGCAAGUGAAAGGGGUCAUCUAGAAAUGUUUAAACUUCUCCUCGAUCGAUCUGCCAACGUGCAUCAUCAGGAUAUAUAUAAUAAAACACCUCUCCACUAUGCAAGUAAAAGGGGUCAUCUAGAAAUGGUUAAACUUCUCCUCGAUCGAUCUGCCAACGUGGAUCAUCAGGAUGAAGAAAAAAGAACACCUCUCCACUAUGCAAGCGAAAAUGGACAUCUAGAUAUUGCUAAACUUCUCCUCGAUCGAUCUGCCAACGUGGAUCAUCAGGAUGAAUAUAAUAAAACACCUCUGCACUAUGCAAGUAAAAGGGGUCAUCUAGAAAUGGUUAAACUUCUCCUCGAUCGAUCUGGCAGCGUGGAUCUUCAGGAUGAAAAAAAAAGAACACCUCUCCACUAUGCAAUUAAAAAUUGGCAUCUAGAUAUUUUUAAACUUCUCCUCGAUCGAUCUGCCAACGUAAAUCAUCAGGAUAAAUUUAAUAAAACACCUCUCCAUUAUGCAAGUGACUGGGGGGCCCUAGAAAUUGCAAAACUUCUACUAGAUCGAUCUGCCAACGUGGAUCAUCAGGAUGAAGAAAAAAGAACACCUCUCCACUAUGCAUGUAAAAGGGGGCAUCUAGAAAAGGUUAAACUUCUCCUUGAUCGAUCUGCCAAUGUGGAUCAUCAGGAUGAAGAAAAAAGAACACCUCUCCACUAUGCAUGUAAAAGGGGGCAUCUAGAUAUGGUUAAACUUCUCCUCGAUCGAUCUGCCAACGUGGAUCAUCAGGAUGAAGAAAAACAAACACCUCUCCACUAUGCAAGUGCCUGGGGGCCUCUAGAUAUUGCUAAACUUCUCCUCGAUCGAUCUGCCAACGUGGAUCAUCAGGAUGAAUAUAAUAAAACACCUCUCCAUUAUGCAAGUGCCUGGGGGCAUCUAGAUAUUGCUAAACUUCUCCUCGAUCGAUCUGCCAAAGUGGAUCAUCAGGAUGAAUAUAAUAAAACACCUCUCCAUUAUGCAAGUGAAAGUGGGUAUCUAGAUAUUGUUACACUUCUCCUCGAUCGAUCUGCCAAAGUGGAUCAUCAGGAUGAAAAUAAUAAAACACCUCUCCAUUAUGCAAGUGAAAGUGGGUAUCUAAAUAUUGUUUCACUUCUCCUCGAUCGAUCUGCCAACGUGGAUCAUCAGGAUGAAUUUAAUAAAACACCUUUCUACUAUGCAAGAGAUAAUGGGCAUCUAGAAAUUGUUGAACUUCUCCUCGAUCGAUCUGCCAACGUGGAUCAUCAGGAUGAAGGAGAAAGAACACCUCUCCAUAAUGCACGUAAAAGGCGGCGUCUAUAA
Molecule: messenger RNA, 6381 nt
Organism: Ochlerotatus camptorhynchus
Lineage: Eukaryota; Metazoa; Arthropoda; Insecta; Diptera; Culicidae
Exons: 5
Coding region: 1-6381 (2126 amino acids)
Molecular function (GO): ATP hydrolysis activity; protein binding
Source: RefSeq, a predicted model, not a curated record